AAUGCUUUUUCAGCCCAGUAGGAGUCAGCUAUGUGCACGUCACAAGAUUCGGAGGAAACCCAUUUACCCUCCUAUUUGCUUCUACAAAGUUGAAAAAGCUGCAAGUGGGAGGGACCCCCUGGAGGCUCAUUCUGUUCCUUUUAGAUUUGACCUAUGAAUGUGUUGGAGGCAAAAAACAAUCAUCAUAUAGUCUCCUUUCAUACUGUUUAAAUCACAGGAAGCAGCAGCUUCAAGAAAAAGAUUGAACCAAAAUGACAGCUUCUCAGUUUGACUGUCAAUAUUGCAGAGCAUCACUUAUUGGGAAGAAGUUUAUGCUAAAGGAUGGCAAUCCAUAUUGCAUUAAAUGUUAUGAUCGCAUCUUUUGUAAUUACUGUGAGGAGUGCAAGGAAGUAAUUGGAUCAAAUUCCAAGGAUCUUUGUUACAAAAGCCGGCACUGGCACGAAAGAUGCUUCAAUUGUGCCAAAUGCAAUCACUCUUUGGUGGAAAAGCCUUUUGCUGCCAAGGAUGAGCGCCUGCUGUGCUCGGAGUGCUAUUCGAAUGAGUGCUCCUCCAAGUGCUUCCACUGCAAGAAGACCAUCAUGCCUGGCUCCCGCAAAAUGGAAUUUAAGGGGAACUACUGGCACGAAACCUGCUUUGUGUGUGAGCAUUGCCGACAGCCAAUAGGAACAAAACCUUUGAUUUCCAAAGAGAGUGGCAAUUAUUGUGUGCGGUGUUUUCAGAAGGAGUUUGCUCACUACUGCAGCUUUUGUAAGAAGGUGAUAACUUCAGGUUGGAUAACAUUUCGUGACCAGCCGUGGCAUAAAGAGUGUUUCCUGUGUAGUGGCUGCAGGAAGGAGCUCUGUGAAGAAGAGUUUAUGUCCAGAGAUGAUUAUCCAUUCUGCUUGGACUGCUACAACCAUCUUUAUGCCAAAAAGUGUGUAGCCUGCAACAAACCCAUUACUGGCCUCCGAGGUGCCAAGUUUAUCUGCUUUCAAGAUCGCCAGUGGCACAGUGAAUGCUUUAACUGUGGGAAGUGCUCCGUCUCCUUGGUGGGGGAAGGCUUCCUGACUCAGAACAAGGAAAUCUUCUGCCGCAAAUGUGGCUCCGGGGUGGAGACUGACAUCUAGAAGGAGACGGUCCUUCCGUACCUGAAAUCCACCUUGCUUUUGUUCUCACUAAAUCCAGCACU
Molecule: messenger RNA, 1168 nt
Organism: Molossus molossus (Pallas's mastiff bat)
Lineage: Eukaryota; Metazoa; Chordata; Mammalia; Chiroptera; Molossidae
Gene: FHL5
Product: four and a half LIM domains 5
Exons: 6
Coding region: 252-1106 (284 amino acids)
Biological process (GO): positive regulation of transcription by RNA polymerase II
Cellular component (GO): nucleus; Z disc
Molecular function (GO): transcription coactivator activity
Source: RefSeq, a predicted model, not a curated record